UGGUCUGGCGUGUACUGCGGCUUAUGCGCGGGACUCCAGCGGAAUGCGGGGCGGGGACCUGGAGGAUGGCUGGCGGUGGAGGAGGGGUCGUUUUUGGUGAUCCCCACCAUUACUGAUCACGACUACGGGAUGUGGGGCGGUGCCGAGUCCCUAUGGAUAUUGGAGGCAGCCCUCCUUUGGACUUCGAAAUUAGACGUUCCUGAUUUCCCCUUCUCUGGAAUGAAUACGGGCCUUGCUGGAGAUGGACAGCCGAAUUCCUUACGAUGACUACCCCGUGGUUUUCCUGCCUGCCUAUGAGAAUCCCCCAGCAUGGAUUCCGCCUCAUGAGAGGGUGUAUCACCCAGACUACAACAAUGAGUUGACCCAGUUUCUGCCCCGAAUUGUCACACUGAAGAAGCCCCCUGGAGCUCAGUUGGGAUUUAAUAUCCGAGGAGGAAAGGCCUCCCAGCUAGGAAUCUUUAUCUCCAAGGUUAUUCCCGACUCGGAUGCACAUCGGGCAGGACUUCAGGAAGGGGACCAAGUCCUAGCUGUGAAUGAUGUGGACUUCCAAGACAUUGAACACAGCAAGGCCGUUGAGAUCCUAAAGACAGCCCGUGAGAUCAGCAUGCGUGUCCGCUUCUUUCCCUACAAUUAUCAUCGUCAGAAAGAGAGGACUGUACACUAGAGAGUUGCAGCCCAUAGUGCUCCACAUGGAAUGUUCUAGGACAAGCUGGUUAGGCCUCAGGGAAGCCUCUUUGGAAACUCUACUCUCAGCCCCACCCUGGCAGAGUGGAGUGGGGAGGCUGGGGACACAGUGAGGCCCCACCACCAAGCCAUCUAGCCAACUGCAUUACCCAGACUCUUCUGUACUUCUUGUUCCCUCAUUCUGUAGGUGGGCUUCAUUCUCUGAAAUGGGAAGAAUGGAGAUCUCUAGAUAUAGCCUGUGGAGAGCCCAGCUAGAAAAGGCAACUGACAUUUAUUGGGGACCACGUGCUAGACAGCUGCACAUGUCACACCGUGUUCACUAGAGACUAGAAAUCAAU
Messenger RNA from Mustela erminea (ermine), 1022 nucleotides. RefSeq names its product PDZ domain containing 11 (gene PDZD11). NCBI's taxonomy places the organism in Eukaryota, Metazoa, Chordata, Mammalia, Carnivora, Mustelidae. Gene Ontology annotation, molecular function: protein binding. Gene Ontology annotation, cellular component: synapse; cell-cell junction; basolateral plasma membrane. The record is from RefSeq and is a predicted model, not a curated record. The transcript has 7 exons. Gene Ontology annotation, biological process: maintenance of epithelial cell apical/basal polarity; neurotransmitter secretion; protein localization to basolateral plasma membrane. The coding region runs from base 242 to 664 and encodes 140 amino acids.